CUACCGAGCCAUUUCUGUUUGGUUUUAUCCACUUCUGUUUUCAGUACUUUUUUUUCUUCUUUCGUUUCUCUCUCCUAGGGUUUCGCAUUCUCUCUCUACAUUUCUCUUAUUCCUCUUCUCAACCAACGUUAAUGGCUGAGGAGGUUCAGAAUGGAGGAGCUGAGCACCAAGUCUCGAAGGCGGUGACCUUCUCGGCGAUGAAGCCUCAGCUGUUCGUGGAAGCACCGAAGGCCAACGACGCUGUAGAGUUCUACAAGGCCGCGUUUGGAGCGGAGGAGGUGAAACGUACCAUGCACCCCAAGAGGAAGGCAGAGCAGGAGCUCCCUCUCGUCCUCUCUGCUGAACUGAAGCUAGGUUCCUCUUCCAUUCUCGUCUCUGAUCUCGCUGAUGACUCUUCUGCUCCGGUCAAGACUCCUGGAGCUGGAUUCGUGAUGUGCUUGGAGACUGAGAACGUGGAAGGCGCUGUGGCGAAGGCCGUUAGCGCUGGUGCUGUCUCUGAGGGUGAAGUCGUGGAAGGUGAUGGCGCGGGCUGCGGCGGGCGCGUCGGGAAAGUGAAGGAUCCCUACGGCAACAUCUGGCUUAUUUGCUCUCCCGCUAAGAAGUGUGCUGAGGUGGAGGCUUAGAUGUCGUCCGAUCUCAACCAUUUAUCAUUUACUGUUUAGUAUGUUUUUGUUUGUCUCUAAUCGGAUGCUAAAAUGACAGUAGUAACUUGGAAUACAGAUCAUGUUGGUUUGGUGAUUUUGGAAAGUAACAUCGAUUAUCUUCAACCGACAGCUGGCAGUCAUUGACUCUAAUAUCAUGUGUUGUUUGAA
Molecule: messenger RNA, 812 nt
Organism: Camellia sinensis
Lineage: Eukaryota; Viridiplantae; Streptophyta; Magnoliopsida; Ericales; Theaceae
Product: Lactoylglutathione lyase / glyoxalase I family protein
Source: RefSeq, a predicted model, not a curated record